Molecule: messenger RNA, 5017 nt
Organism: Tyto alba (common barn owl)
Lineage: Eukaryota; Metazoa; Chordata; Aves; Strigiformes; Tytonidae
Gene: STEAP1
Product: STEAP family member 1
Exons: 5
Coding region: 493-1521 (342 amino acids)
Cellular component (GO): plasma membrane; endosome
Source: RefSeq, a predicted model, not a curated record
CUCCUCCUCCUCCUCCUCCCGCGGGGCGGGGAGGGCGCAGGUGAAUGCGCCCUUUGUCCAGCCGAGGCCUCAGCAGACCCGCGGCUGGGAGCUGCUUGGGGCGGCCGGCCCAAGGGGAGACCCCCGAGGCCACGCCGCUCCGCCGCCCUCCGGUGCUCACCGCGGCUCGGGACGCGGGACGGGGAUCCGGCUUACACCCCGCGGGCGCGGAGGGGAGCGGGAUGGGCGCGGAAGGCGGGGCCGGGAGGGGAGGUGGAGGCUCCGGCCAGGCCCCCCCCCCCCCCCCCCGCCGCUCCCCAUCUCAGAGCCCGGCAGGCGCUCCGCGGCUGCCCCGAGUCCGCCCUCCCCGACAGACCCGCGCGGCCGCCGCCGGGGCUGAGGGAGCCGAGCCGGGGCCCGCCGCCGCCCCCCCCCCCCACCGCUGCGGCGGGGGCUCCGGGCUCUGGAGCGAAGGAGAGGCUGCGCGGACGGCGGGCCGAGGGAGUUUCCACAAUGGAGAAGAGGGAAGGUGAUAAUCAUGCCAUUGAUCAGAAUGCAGGUCAGAGCAUCGGGCCGAGAAGAAAUACAGGAAACCUUAGCAACUUGAACAUGGAUAUGCAAAUCACCAAUCCACCAGAAGCAGCUGCACUUUUUAAUUUACAUCAAGCACACCAUUUUGGUGAGUUUGAACAGUCUUCAGAACAACACUGCAAGCAGGAGCUGUUCCCCAAGUGGCACUUGCCAAUGAAGAUAGCAUCUGUGAUUUCAUUAUUAACAUUUAUUUACACUUCUAUGAGAGAUGUCAUAUAUCCUUUUAUAACCAGAAAGGAAAAUGUUUUCUAUAAAAUUCCAAUCCUUGUCAUAAACAAGGUUUUACCAGUGGUUUCAAUUACCCUUUUAGCACUAGUAUAUUUACCAGGAAUAUUAGCUGCUGGUUUCCAGCUGUACUUUUGCACCAAGUAUAAAAGGUUUCCUCAGUGGUUGGAUAGAUGGAUGUUAUCAAGAAAGCAAUUUGGACUUCUCAGUUUCUUCUUCGCUGCAAUGCACGCCUGCUAUAGCUUAUGCUAUCCAAUGAGAAGAUCAUACAGAUACAAGCUGCUGAACUGGGCAUUCCAGCAGGUCAAACAAAAAAAAGAAAAUGCCUGGAUUGAACAUGAUGUUUGGAGAAUGGAGAUUUAUGUGUCUCUAGGAAUUCUGGGACUUGCUUUGCUGGCCUUGUUGGCAAUAACAUCAAUCCCAUCUGUCAGUCACUCUCUGACCUGGAGAGAGUUCCACUACAUUCAGAGCAAGAUGGGAUAUUUGGCUCUGCUCCUAUGCACUGUUCACGCACUGGUGUUUGCUUGGAAUAAGUGGGUUGAUGUUAAUCAAUUUAUCUGGUAUACACCACCUUCAUUUAUGGUAGCAGUUUUUCUUCCUAUUGUAGUUCUCCUUUGUAAAUGCAUACUGCUCCUCCCAUGUUUUGGGAAGAGGAUAAAAAGGAUCAGAUGUGGUUGGGAAGGUAACACACAAACCAAUCAAACCAGCAUGACUUCCAGACUGUAGAUCAAAUAUGGACAUUUCCUGUCUAUGUAAAUAUGCUCAAGGCCAUGAAAUGUUCACUCACAAGCUCUGUUUUCGUAUUUUCCAUAGAUGUUUUGUUUUUACUUUUCAUUUUGAUUUCAGGAGUAUGGGAUACUUGAUGCAGUUUGGACCUUUUCUAAGACAGAAGGUGAAAACAUUCAUUUUACACUUUAAUCUAUUCAGUGUUCUGGUAUUUGAUCAUUUCUUUCUUCUGACUCACUGCUUUUAAAAUCCAAGGGCUUCAUUGCCUCAAUCGUAAUUCUUUUGUAGGCAAAAGCAAUCAUAAAUCAUUGCUCUAGAUGGUCACAGAAAGUAAAUAAAAGAUUACACUGCAGAACCCAGGAAUGCUUUCUGCUUCCCACAGCUGCGUCUGUUCUUUUGUUAAAUCUCAGUAUUAUAAUGGGACAACAACUAAAGUAUUUAUCAUCCCGUUCCCCCUUUACCGCUGGCAUGCUAUGUUUCACUCUGCAGAAUGGGGACCUUGGCACAUGAGCCAGACAGAAACUGUGUAUUCCCACCAGGUCUUGGUGGGACAACUGGGCAAGCAGAACUGCAGGGAGCUUUACAAGGUAAAUCUUUCCUGAGGCUUGGGCACAGUCUAAAAAAAGAGUUUUUAGACUCAGAUCUCCAUCUUAUACAGGACUAGGUGUGUCUCUAUUUACUUAAAACGAUAAAACAUUUCCCAUUUUUUAUUCUAUGAACACGUUCUUUUGUUUCUGAUGCUGGAAAUUUUCCAUGCUUUUGACCUACGCCUGCAGCCCUUGACAUGUGCUAAACUUUAUUCGCACAAAUUAUUCCAGUGGGAUAACUCACGUCAGGUAAAUGUGUUUUAUUGUUUACUCUAGGGCCAGCACAAUUGUGUGACUGAAAGAAAAACAUUAAAAAUAGGCACUUGAAUCUUGACAUUGAUUUGGUGAGAUUUUCGUGUAAAAUGGCUUCCAAGUGCAUUUGCUAUUACCAAAAAUUUCAUACAAACUAAUUAAACCUCACUUUCCUUAUGCUUCAUAGGUCUGGCUGAAUGUUUUAAAUGAAUAAUUCAUUUUUUAGGAUCUAUUUUUAAAUAUGUUAUGCAGUCGUUAAUAUUUUCACCCAGCAUCAGGAACAUUUCUGCCAGUCUCCCUGCAUGAGUUGACUAGGAAACGGACUGAUGAUGCCACCUAUUGCUGGGAUCAUCUGAAUGAGAACUGUAAUUGGUAAUGGCUCUGGUAUUAAAACAAACAGGAAAACAAUGUACAUGUAAAAAGAUACAUAAUACAUGGUGCUAAUGACUAUGCAGCUAAUGGUUCUGUUGUACAUUUGUGGACUUGGUACACUGAGCAUAAGUAACAGACAAAUUAAAUAGCUACAGGGUUACUACAUUUUGUAUUUUCCUGGUUAUAACUCCAUUCAAUUCAUUGUAACUUAAAAGUUGGCCCUGUUAUUUGCACUUAGUGUUGUACUGUGACAAUAACUGGGGACAUGGUGGCCUGUAUAAUAUAGACUGAAGAGAAAUGAGUGUCAUUGUGUAUCAAAUCAGUAAUGCAUGACAGAGGCAAAUGCUCUCUAAAACACGGGAAGCUAGUUUGCAAUGUGAAUCUAAGAAAUUUCUAACAGAACAGGAAAAGUGUGGUUGUCAAUGCAUUAGCAUUUGCAUUUCUAUAAAUUAAAUAAAUACAUUUUUUUAGAAGUCAUAUUAGGGAUGAAUAAUAUUUGCCAAAGGCUUAAUGAGAAUACUACCUGCACUUUGUUGUCAGGAGUCAUAAAAAAAAUAAUAAAAUAAUUUUUCUAAUGCAACAUGUUGAGGCAAAUGCAAUAAUAAAUCAUUUUGUCUUCUGUGUUGUCCACUAGCUACUCAUAAAGUGUGCUCAAACUUACCACUUAGGACAAAGCUGAGACUGUAAGUACUCCAAGCAACCACUAUAUGCAUUCAUUGAAAAGAAUGACAUUUGGUUUUAUCAAAAGAUGUGUUAAAUUUUGCUCUCCAGAAUCAGCCCUGCAGCUCCCUUGCCUAGAAAGUCUCAAGAAUUUAAUUCAAUCUCCAGCUUUGUUAAAUUCUGGUCAAAUAGUUGGCCUAAUUGUUUACAGUUGGUCAGAGAAGCCAACCCUUUGACACAGAGGAAUAUAAACAGCUUCAGGGGUACAAAGCGUAUGGCACAGAGAGCAGAACCUGGCCCUUAAUAACUGAAAAAAAUGGGCAUGAAGACACUCCUUGGAAGAAACUAUUCAAAGCUACUCAUAUGGCAUGUAUAAAACAAAAUCAAGGCAAACUAGUAUGUGUAUGCAUUUAGAGACUAAAAUAGUUCAGGGGAAUGAUAAUGGGCUUCAAGGCUUUUCACCUUAUUAUCACUGUUACCAACUGAAAUCUUUUGCACAAGGGCUCUGUUAUAGAUCAGCUAGAUCAGUGAGCAUUGAGUAUGGUCAAUAUGGUUAUGAAGUUAAUGGAAGCUGGAAGUUAAGGUUCUGUGCCUUUGGAGUCUGCAUCUUACCGCACAGCAAUAAUAUUUAGGUGACUAAGUCACUUUUGAAAACAGGACUUUAAUUCCAAAGUUGGUUUGAUCCUUCUGAAAUUUUUGUCCAAAUUCUUAGAACAUUCUCUCUCUGAAUCUGCAAGAUAUUGUCUAAUUUGGAGACUAAACCAGAUCCUUAUUGCAGAAAUCACUCUAAGUACCACUGCUAGAAAACAGACCGAGAACAUGUAAAUAUAUUCUCUAUAUUUAACACUUUGUAAAAAGUUUUCGAGUCACCUGUUCUAAUACAUCUUUAUCCAAGCAGCGGGAAGGAACUGCUGUCUAUACCACUGUAUUUAGUACAUAAAAUCAGAACAAGGCACAUCACAAGCACAGAACUCCUUUCAGAAGGUACUAAAGAAAAUGUACAUACAUUUAUCUUCUAUUCAUGGUGCAGCAGUGAUAGCUUUAUCCCACUUCAAGUGGCUGACAAAUUGUGUCCUAAUGAAGCAUUCUAUUGUAAUAUGCUGCUCUAUGCACUUGUUAUAUAAGGUAGUGCAAACUGCCAUAAUUUUAUUAAUUUCAAUCUGUUUAUAUGGGUUGAAAUCCUAACAUAAAUUACAAGUAAAACCCAAUUUCAAGGUCAUCAUAUACUAUCCAAACUGACCUUUUAUGCUCAUCAUUCAGCUGCAGACAUUAAUCGCAGUUCAGAGUUUCUCUCUAGCAUUGCCCAGGGGCAAAUCCAGAAGUGUCUUCUACCAGCUGAAAUUUGCAUACUAUCUAUGAAAGGGCUACAGAAGCAAAUCCUAUUGACAAUAUUUUAUUUCUUCCUUUGUAAUAGACAUGAUUUAGUUCAACACUAAUGAAAAUAACUGCAUAUGUACCUUUUAAUUUAUGUUUAUGUAUCUAUUUCAAAAUUCAGUGUAUUAAUAUGCCUAUAUGCUACUAUAAUACUUAAAAUCAAUGCGUGUGCAAAUGUUAGGCACUUAUUUGUAUAACACAGAUUACUUUUAUAAAAUGAUGCAUCAUUAAAUGCUUCAGUGUGUGCUGUA